Molecule: messenger RNA, 1241 nt
Organism: Conger conger (European conger)
Lineage: Eukaryota; Metazoa; Chordata; Actinopteri; Anguilliformes; Congridae
Exons: 5
Coding region: 174-1064 (296 amino acids)
Biological process (GO): signal transduction
Source: RefSeq, a predicted model, not a curated record
CCUGGCAACAGGUGAAACCUGAGAGUUUCCCCUGAGCAAACAGGCUAAUCCCCUAUGAACUGUGGCAUUACUGGAAGCUCAGCCCUCUCUCACUGCAUGCUCAACAGUGACUACAUAGAGUAUCCAUAUUGUUUUAUCAUACUGGCACAACUACCAUAUUUAUUCUAGCUGGGAUGGCACCUCAUGUAAUGUUAUCCUACCAAUGGGACAUCCAAGCUCUUGUGAAAAGGGUUUAUGAUCGUCUCAAGGAGGAUGGCUUACCAGUUUGGAUGGACAUCGAAGGAGGAGUGUCAGGAAACAUUAAUGAUGCGAUAGCGGCAGGCGUGGAAGAGGCUGCGGUUAUCUGUCCUUUCAUGACACCGGAGUACCAGGCUUCACGCAGCGCCAAGAAGGAGCUGAACUACGCAGACACCCGGGGGGUGACCAUUGUGCCUGUGAUGGUGGUUAAGAACUGGGAGGCUACCGAAUGGCUAGGGCUGAUCACCGCUGGGCUGCUCUGGAUAAACUUCAGAAACGCAGAGCAGAGUGAUGAGCACUUUGAGAAGUGCAUGAAGUCCUUGGAGGAUGAGAUCAUGUUUUGCGCGGGGAGCCAGCUGAAUGAGGAAACCCCGCCCCUUGAUAUCAACGACGGUGCCGUUGAGAGACUGGCCGUGCAGCGAAAACCAGGAAGAGGAUUCCGUCACUCCCUCACGGGACUGUACCUCUGGGAAUCUGGCGAAGAGAAACUCCACCCAGCCAGUGACAGCAUGAACUGUGUAGAGCUCCACAGCAGUCCAGGAGACCGCAGGUGCUGGGAGGAAAUAAGGGGGGAUGGCUGCAAGCACUACAGGAGCUUCAUUACCAGUGGAUAUUUAGGUUAUGAACCCAAUGGAAACUCUACUUACACUAAAUCUAGUCCCCACGAGGCAGAAGAGUGGCAGCUGAUGGUGGAUGGCAGUGACAGCAGUCCAGAGAGGGCUGUUAUCAUGAAGAAUAAGCACUCCCAAAGCUUUCUGGCAGUGCAUGAUGGGAAACUGACUGGAGUGAAAUACUACAAUGAAAGCUGCAAAUGGUUUUUGGAGUAAAGGAUUUUUAAUCCCAGCUGUGUCUACAGCACAGGUUAAAUCAAAAGAUGUUUAACAUCCCUUUUGAGAACAAUUCUGCAGUUCUGGUGUGGUGGCUGUCAGAUGGAGAAUGUGCAAAUGUGAAAGUUUUUGUAAAUCUGAAUUUAUAUAAUAAAGUCAACAAAACAUUUCCUGCAA